Caenorhabditis elegans is the source of this 837-nucleotide messenger RNA. RefSeq names its product N-acetylglucosaminylphosphatidylinositol deacetylase (gene pigl-1). NCBI's taxonomy places the organism in Eukaryota, Metazoa, Nematoda, Chromadorea, Rhabditida, Rhabditidae. The transcript is spliced from 4 exons. Gene Ontology annotation, molecular function: N-acetylglucosaminylphosphatidylinositol deacetylase activity. The record is from RefSeq and is marked reviewed. Gene Ontology annotation, biological process: GPI anchor biosynthetic process. Bases 38 to 814 code for a protein of 258 amino acids.
AGAUUCUUCACAAAAAACCUCCAAAAAAAAUCAAAAAAUGCUCCCAUUAAUACUGCUCAUCGUCACUCUUCUCCUCGUUCUUCUACUCAUUUUCGCUGUUCGUUCUCAUCCGAUUCCACUGCUCUCACAAUCUCGUAUUCUUUUGCUCAUUGCUCAUCCUGAUGAUGAGACAAUGUUCUUUUCGCCGACUAUUCGUGCUCUUCUACAAGCUGGUCAUCGUGUCUUUGUCCUUUGUAUUUCGAAUGGAAAUUUCGAUGGAUUGGGUAAAAUCCGUGCCCGUGAGCUGUCGCGUGCUGCCUCGAAGCUGGGAAUCUCAGCGAGUGACGUCAUCUGCCUCGAUUAUGACGAAUUUGCCGAUGGUGACACGUGGAAUCGCAACGCACUGUGCCAAAUUGUGAUGCGACACGUUGAAGUACUUGCUGCCGAUACUGUCAUCUCAUUUGACUCGCACGGUGUCUCUGGACACCAUAAUCAUGCGAGUUGCUUCGAAGCCCUUCAAACAGCGUACAGUAAUGGUACAGUACCCCGUGACGUACAAAUAUUCGUAUUAGAUUCGAUUGCCAUCUGGCGAAAAUAUAUUGGAAUGCUUGAUGCACUCUUCUCAUUUGGACGGUCUCCAUUCUUUUAUAUGGCACGAUUUCGUGACGUUGCAGCGUGUUGGAGAGCUAUGUGGGCUCAUCGAUCACAAUUUGUAUGGUUUCGAGUGUUGUUCAUCUUUUUCAGCAGAUACGUGUACAUGAAUAGUCUUCGACGAAUCUCCCCGUUGCCAUUGACACCGUCACCGCGAAAUCCGCAGAAAUUCAAAUUUCAUUGAUUUUUUAAUUUUUUUUGAUUUUU